AAUUAAUUAUAGUGCAUUCGGUUUUUGACUAAACUGGAAACCAAAAAAGUGUGAAGAUAGAGUAAAACGAGCAAUACACUUUGAAUUUGAAUUUAAGGAGCUUUAUUUGCUUUUCCUUUUCUUGAAUCUCAAGGCUACUAACAUUCCCUGAACACUCAAACACAAUAUCAGAGAGAUUUCAAUAUUUUCUGCAACAAUCAAUUCAGCACGCUCAAUCGCCUCCAACAUGUUGAUUAGCUUUUAGGAUGGGAUUCAACUGAGCAACUUAUUUUGGAAGAGUGGACAUGAUGCAGAAGACACUAAACAGAGCACUGCUGAUAUGACAGCUUUUGUACAAAAUCUUCUUCAGCAGAUGCAAAGCAGGUUCCAGACGAUGUCAAACUCCAUCAUUACAAAGAUCGAUGAGAUGGGUAGUAGGAUAGAGGAAUUGGAGCAGAACAUCAAUGAACUCCGAGCAGAAAUUGGUCUGGAGAGCUCACCUCCUCCAGUCACUGAGAGAGAGAAAUCUCCUUUGCGUGAGUUGAAGCCUGAAAUAGAAAAUCCUUAAAAAUAACAGCUGAAUGGUUCAGCAUAGAUCAGUGUUAAUGUUUUUGGCAUGGUUCAUUUCAAACUCCACGGGUUGGUGAGCUGUUUCCCUGAAUUAUGCAUUUCUUUUCAUUCGGUUCAAAUAGUCUUGAACAUCUCUUUAAUUUUCGCAUUCCUGUAGAAUGUACUGAAUUUUAUCUUUCAUAGUCAGCGCCGUUCUUCCCUUGUGAUUGCAUUACGUAUUUCACAGGAAAAGAAAUCCUGUGAUCAAAAUUGUAUUAGAUUGAUUUUUAUGGUUUUGGGUGAGUCAGUUUGAACAUUUAGAUUCUAAAAAAAUUAUGUUUUGUUUGUUAUCAAAUAUUAAGUAGUAUGCAUCCAAGCAUAGAUUUA
This is a messenger RNA of Vigna unguiculata (cowpea), 915 nucleotides long. It is a transcript of the gene HSBP, whose product is annotated as heat shock factor binding protein. Gene Ontology annotation, biological process: cellular heat acclimation. NCBI's taxonomy places the organism in Eukaryota, Viridiplantae, Streptophyta, Magnoliopsida, Fabales, Fabaceae. Gene Ontology annotation, molecular function: transcription corepressor activity. The record is from RefSeq and is a predicted model, not a curated record. Gene Ontology annotation, cellular component: nucleus; cytosol.